AGAUGGCGGCUUACGGUCGCCCCGAGCUGCAGCUGCUGCUCUUAACGUUAGUGUGUCUCUGCGGUUUCGGCUCCGUUGUCGGACUGAAAGUUGCAGGCGGCCCGGCUGAGCCGCCCAACGUGCCCGUCCUCGGAGCUGCUGACGCCGCAGUCCAGGAUGCACCUGCUGCCGUCGCCGCUGCUGGGGCCUCGCCGCCUCGAAGGGCGACUGGUUGGAAGCUGUCGGAGGAGGAGGCCUGCCGGGAGGACUUGACCCGGCUCUGCCCCAAACACACCUGGACCAACAACCUGGCCGUACUGGAGUGCUUGCAGGACCGCAGAGAGGAAACUGAGCUUGGUCCCGAUUGUAACCAUCUUCUGUGGAACUACAAACUCAAUCUGACCACAGAUCCCAAGUUUGAGUCGGUGGCAAUGGAAGUUUGCAAAAGCACCAUCACUGAGAUAAAGGAGUGUAAUGAGGAGGAGCGAGGCAGGGGCUACCUGGUGUCCUGUCUGGUGGAUCACCGUGGCAACAUCAGCGACUACCAGUGUAACCAGUACAUCACCAAGAUGACCAGUAUCAUCUUCAGUGACUACCGACUGAUCUGUGGCUUCAUGGUCAAAUGUAAAGAAGACAUCAAUAACUUGCACUGUGGCAGCAUCAAUGUAGGACACAAGGACGUGCACUCUCAGGGUGAAGUGAUUGCCUGUCUGGAGAAGGCGAUGGUGCGAGAGGCAGAGCAGCAGGAUCAGGGUCAUCCAAUCAAAGAGGUGUGUCAGAGGGCAAUCCUGCGGGUGGCCGAGCUGUCGUCGGACGACUUCCACCUCGACCGGCAUCUUUACUUCUCCUGCCGAGACGACAGAGAGAGAUUCUGCCAGAAUGUUCAGGCAUCAGAAGGCAAAGUCUACAAGUGUUUGUUCAAUCACAAGUUUGAAGAGGCCAUGUCAGAGAAGUGCCGCGACGCUCUCACAACCCGUCAGAAGCUCAUCUCUCAGGACUACAGAGUCAGUUACUCCCUGGCUAAAGCCUGCAAACUGGACCUGAGGAAGCAUCGCUGCAGCCUGGACACCAACCUGCCGCGAGCCCGCGAGGCUCGGCUGUCGUACCUGUUGCUCUGCCUGGAGGCUGCUGUGCACCGUGGUCGUCCAGUCAGCGGCGAGUGUCAGGGCGAGAUGCUGGAUUACCGGCGGAUGCUGAUGGAGGAUUUCUCUCUGAGUCCAGAGAUUGUGCUUCACUGUCGGACGGAGAUCGAGGCUCACUGCUCGGGUCUGCACCGCAAAGGCCGCACGCUUCAUUGCUUGAUGAAAAUCGGACGCGGCGACCACAGCACUGCCGUGGACAGCGUCUGUCAAAGCGCACUGAAGACUUUGAUCCAGUCUGCUGACCCCGGAGCCGACUACAGGAUUGACCGUGCGCUCAACGAAGCCUGUGAGUCUGUGAUCCAGACGGCCUGUAAACACAUCCGCACUGGAGACCCAAUGAUCUUGUCAUGUCUGAUGGAGCAUCUGUACACAGACAAGAUGGUGGAGGACUGUGAGCAUCGACUGCUGGAGCUGCAGUAUUUCAUAUCCAGAGACUGGAAACUGGACCCCAUCCUGUACAAGAAGUGUCAGGGCGACGCUGCUCGGCUCUGCCACACCCACAGCUGGAAUGAGACCAGUGAGCUGAUGCCUCCGGGCGCAGUAUUUUCCUGCCUCUACCGUCACGCCUAUCGCACUGAGGAGCAGGGACGCCGGGUAAAGCCAGAGGAACCGUUAUCACGAGAGUGUAAGGUGGAGGUUCAGAGGAUUCUCCACCAGAGGGCGCUGGAUGUGAAGUUGGACCCCGAGCUUCAGAAACGCUGUAUGACCGACCUCGGCAAGUGGUGCAGCGAGAAGACGGACACAGGACAGGAGCUGGAGUGUCUGCAGGACCAUCUGGAGGACCUGGUGUCUGCCUGCAGGGACGUCGUUGGCAACCUGACAGAGCUGGAGUCAGAGGACAUCCAAAUCGAUGCUCUGCUCAUCAGAGCCUGUGAGCCCAUCAUCCAGACCCACUGUCAUGAUGUAGCCGAUAACCAGAUCGAUACCGGCGAUCUGUUGGAGUGUCUGGUUCAGAAUAAGCACCAGAAAGAGAUGAAUGACAAGUGCUUAGUCGGUGUUACACACUUCCAGCUGAUUCAAAUGAAGGAUUUCAGAUUCUCCUAUAAAUUUAAGAUGUCCUGUAAGGAGGACGUUUUGCGCUUAUGUCCAAACAUUAAGAAAAAGGUGGACGUGGUCAUCUGCCUCAGCACCACGGUGAGGAACGACACGCUGCAGGACGCCAGGGAGCAGCGGGUUUCUCUGAAGUGUCGUAAACAGCUAAGGGUGGAGGAGCUGGAGAUGUCUGAAGACAUUCGCUUGGACCCAGAGUUGUAUGAGCCGUGUAGAUCUGACAUCAGUCGCUUUUGUCCCAACAUGAACUUUGGUAACGCUCAGAUGAUCGAGUGUCUGAAGGACCAGAAGAAGCAGCUGAGUCAGCGUUGUCACCAGCGGAUCUUCAGGCUUCAGGAGGGAGAGAUGAACGAUCCAGAGCUCGACUACCAGCUCAUGAGAGUCUGCAAGCAGAUGAUUAAGCGCUUCUGCACCGAGGCGGACGCCCGGAACGUUCUUCAGUGUCUGAAACAGAACAAAAACAGCGAGCUGAUGGACCCCAAGUGUAAACAGAUGAUCACUAAGAGACAGAUCACACAGAACACAGACUUCAGGUUGAACCCGGUGCUGAGAAAAGCCUGUCGGGCCGACAUCCCCAAGUUCUGCCAGUCCCUCCUGAACAAGGCGAGUGAGGACACUGAACUGGAGGGUCAGGUCAUCGCCUGCCUCAAACUCAAAUACGCUGACCAGAGAUUGUCUACAGACUGUGAAGACCAAAUCAGAGUGAUUCUCCAGGAGUCGGCGUUGGACUACAGACUGGACCCUCAGCUGCAGAUGCACUGCUCAGAUGAGAUCUCUAAGUUGUGUGUGGAGGAGGCAGCAGCUCAGGAGCAGACCGGGCAGGUGGAAGAGUGUCUUAAAGUCAACCUGCUGAAAAUCAAACAGGACGUCUGUAAAAAGGAAGUCCUGAAUAUGCUGAAGGAGAGUAAGGCGGACAUCUUUGUGGACCCGGUCCUUCACACCGCCUGUGCUCUGGACCUCAAACACCACUGUGCUGCUAUCACACCUGGCAGAGGGCGACAGAUGUCGUGUCUGAUGGAGGCGUUACAGGACAAGAGAGUUCGUUUGCAGCCGGAGUGUAAGAAAAGACUUCAAGACCGCAUCGACAUGUGGAGCUAUGCCGCAAAGGUGGCGCCAGCAGAAGGCUUCUCAGACCUGGCUGUGCAGGUGAUGACGUCGCCCUCAAAGAACUACAUCCUGCUCAUGAUUGCACUGAGCUUGUGCAUCCUCUUCAUGGUGGGGCUGCUGUGCGGUCGCAUCACCAAGCGAGUGACGAGAGAACUGAAGGACCGGUAGAGGGCGAGGGUCUGACGCUUCAGUAAAGACUCGCAUCGUCCCGUUUCUUCCUCUUCCUCCUCCUCCUUCUCCUCCUCCUCCUCUUGGCCUUUUCUCAGAUGCUCAGUCUGUAACCAGCCAAACCUGCACAGUGCCAACACCAGUGCCCACAUCUGGAUCCCCUCCUUGGUUUGAAGCUGUUCGGCCGCUGCCGCAUAUUUAUAUCGAAUGCAGAACAUUUUUCUCGUGGAAACUGUUGGAUCGUCGUUUGGGCCUCGCCACAAAUCAAGAAAGCACUGAUUGUUUCCUUUCUGCUCCUGCUCCUCACAUACAAAUCUACUUCUCCUGAGGACGUCAGCAACAUUUCUGAGGGCUGUUCCUGAUGUUUGGACAGCUCAGUGGAGCGUGAGUGACCGCGGCUGCCUGAAUCGCACAUGAAAAAAGUUCUGAAACAUUCCUGUUUCUUUGAAAAGCCUCUCGUCAUCAGUCAUGAAGUCCUGUCCUCUUCGCUCCCCGUGUCACCAGCUCACCUGGCAUGACGGUGAAGGUCAGGCUGGUCGCCAUCUUCAGGAACGUCGUGUGUGCAUGUUUCCUUUUGAAUCGUCAUUAAAAUGUGAAUUAAUUCAUUGCAGUUUAUAUUUUACGCCUUAUUUAUUGUCGAUUGACUGAUUUUGAUUUCAGAUAAAUCAUAAAGAAACGGAAUGUUUCAUGCGAGUGUUGGGAGACUUGAACGUUCAGCUUACAGCACUGGAGGGUAAAGGGGGAAGUUCCUUCAGGUUCUGGAUUGUUUUAUUUUUGACAAUGACCUGUUGAGCCUUUAUUUCCAUUCUGUUUUACAAACUAAUCCUGUGACAUAACAUGCAAAGGCCUGGUUUUCUUUGUUAUGUGAGGGAUCGAAGUCAUGAUGACCAACGCAGAGAGCAACGACAUAAAAACUGAGGAUUCUCUUUGCACAAGAUGUUCUAUUCUAACACAUUUCCAAUAACGUGUGUAGUAGUACUAUGCUAUAGCUGUGCCACCAUUAGAAAACCUGCCCCAAGCUGCUAAUUCAUCCAGACCGUUUGGCCUCUACUCUGCAGGGCUUUGUUCUAAAUUAGGAAAAUCCAUGAAAUGGUAAAAACAAACUUUACAACUGUAAAGAGACUUAAAACGAGUGAAAAGAAAACCAAAUUGACAACGCAGAAGAGCCACAAGUAAUCGUUUUUGAGUCUCAUUUUGUAUGUGAGAGUGGUGGAUGUCCAUCAUGAUCUUUCUACUGCUGUUGGCACGCCUGGAAUUUUACAUUAAUUGAUGUUUUUUGAUAAAGAGUAUUUAAAUAAUUUUGAUGUUUAUUUGGCUUUGGAAAAGCCAACAGAAGCCAAGAGCCACGGUAACAUGCGUGUCCCCCCUCAGUGCUCACAUUGCCUAAAUGUGACUCCUGGAACCACAGCUUGUUUGUUUGUUUGUAUUUAACAAAUCAGAUGUAAUUAUAACAUGAGCAUGGGAGGUGUUGGUACAUACAAACACUGCUGGGCUCUUCCCCCCUUGUGUUAAGCUUGGACUGGAGUAAGUUGAGCUUUGGAAACACAAGUGGGGAAAAAAAAAAUCCCUAUUGUGAAGUCGAGACAAACUGGAUUGACUGGAAUAUUCGGUUUAGUUUGAAUUUGGAUUCAGACGAAUCGAUUUGAAUAUAUGUAAACAUUUUACACGCUGAGUAGAAUUAAAAACUCACAACAUAAUAAACCUUGCACUGGCUUUGACAUCGAAACAAAUCCCCAUUCAUCACUUUUGAAUACCAGAGAGAGAAAAAGCACUCGCUCAGCAUUUUACAGUCGCACAGAUGACUUUAUAGAAACUGAAAAGAAUUAAAGAUUUAUUUAUUUUUUUUUUUAAAUCGAUGAAUAUUUAAUUUUUGCACUUUGACCUUCAUUUGCUGCCAUUAUUCUUUUUAUUAUUAUUUCUAAAAGGUGACAUCAACGUGCAUGAAUGAUUAAAAAUCAAGUCAAAUAGAAGGCGACAUAUCCAUGAUGUUUUCUGGGAUUUUGACAGUGAAAGUAUAUUUUCCCGAGCCAAUGCACCAGACGAACCUUUAAUAGAUUGUGUUUGCCGCUUCAAGCUCUUCUAAAGGAGUUCUUUGUUUCAGUGUGCGUUUCCGCUGAAGUCUGAUGUUGAAUCAGAGCAAAGAUCUUCCUCAGUUUUGCACUCGACUGUAUGCGUGUACAAACACAAUCAGUGUGCAGUUGUUUUUUUUUUUUUCAAAUAUAUUUUGCCAUGAGAUAUGAAGAUGCAACAGAAUUAUCGUGAGUUUUGAUUUUGCUGUAAAGAAAAUUUGUCAAUUUAAUAAAAAAAUGUCUGCAGA
This is a messenger RNA of Solea solea (common sole), 5763 nucleotides long. Its product is annotated as Golgi apparatus protein 1-like. NCBI's taxonomy places the organism in Eukaryota, Metazoa, Chordata, Actinopteri, Pleuronectiformes, Soleidae. The record is from RefSeq and is a predicted model, not a curated record. Gene Ontology annotation, cellular component: Golgi membrane. The coding region runs from base 3 to 3446 and encodes 1147 amino acids. The transcript is spliced from 27 exons. Gene Ontology annotation, molecular function: fibroblast growth factor binding.